GAUACAACUGAAAUGAAAAAUAUGUUCACGGUUUAGAGAUUUAUUUUAGAGCAAAAAAAACUUGAGAAUUUUUUUUUUACUUGCAAGUAAACGUAAACGUUUAAACGCGCGCCGGUUUUACACUUAACUGUGCUCUUAACUGUCAGCGUACCGAUAAUGACAUGACGUCAGUUACGCUAUUGUCUGAACUGUCUAAACGUUAACGACACGACAACGUUACGUUACAGUGACCAUGAACUACAUGUGAAAUGUUUGGGAUAAUUAACCAACGACGAUGCAUGGUGGUUUUAUUGCGUAUUUAACUUGUAAAUAGAGAGAAAAAAAUAAAUAUUCACAAAUGAUAGAAUAAGAAUGGAUGUAUAUAGCACUAUUAUCAUAGUUUUAUCCUUCUUCAAAGCCGUAUACGCACGACACUGGUGUGAAGUAUACAAGCCUGAUUCCCUGGAACCACUACCAGAGAAGAUAUGGUGUGACACGGGGUGCUGCGGUGGUCGGUACGACACCCAUUGCUGUAAUGUGAAGUCAGAAUUUGCCAUUGUAGAGGGGGUACUUGUGGCUUUAGGAGGUUUCUUACUUAUACUAGCAAUUAUCAUCACGGCGUGUUGUUGUUGGUCGCACUACCGGAAGAUACGCAGCCAUUCAAUAACGACUAUACCCGUCGGCACGGAAAUUGUCACAGAUAUUAAGCCACAGGCAAACGGACACAUAUAAUAUAAGCGGUUUUUUAAAACAUGUCAACAAUUUUGACAUUUUAACAGCAACUAAAAGCUAAAACAAUUUUAAAUUCGAAAAUAAAAAACAACCCAACUCUCUACGACGUGUUACUAGUAACCUUUGGAAGAGUGUACUGUAGGAAAACGACAUUCUACAUAAGGUAGAAACCACCACCUAAUGGCUCAUUACAUCUUGAAACAUUCUAGGUUUUGUCAUUAUUAGUGUGAUAUUUAUGACAUAAAUUAUAUUAUUCGUGAGAGUAAAGUAAUUAAAGCUUUUUAUAGUGUCUCUAAUUGCUAUCUCAACAUUGAAAGUUUUUAAUUGUAAAAA
Ruditapes philippinarum (Manila clam) is the source of this 1044-nucleotide messenger RNA. RefSeq lists its product as uncharacterized. Lineage: Eukaryota; Metazoa; Mollusca; Bivalvia; Venerida; Veneridae. Bases 352 to 711 code for a protein of 119 amino acids. The record is from RefSeq and is a predicted model, not a curated record. The transcript is spliced from 4 exons.